Molecule: messenger RNA, 813 nt
Organism: Ilex paraguariensis (yerba mate)
Lineage: Eukaryota; Viridiplantae; Streptophyta; Magnoliopsida; Aquifoliales; Aquifoliaceae
Source: the annotation of a GenBank genome assembly
AUGAAAGCAGAACAAUCAAUUGAACUGGAGGAGGAGAUAUGGAGCCCUGCAUUCUCUCCUAUUAAAUCAAAAUGCGAAGAAAACUCGGAUGACUGUGAUUUCGUAUACAUCUCAGACAUCCUCCGAGCUUCCAAUUACUUGCCUGAAGACACUGACAUCUUCUUGUUACUCGAGAAACAGCAAUAUCUCAAGGGAAAGGACACCUCUAAAGUCUCGAGACUCCAAAGAAAGCUCAUAUUUGACACCAUCACCGAAAUUCUUGACCGAAACAGGCAAUUGCCUCCAUGGAAGGUCUUUUCCUUGUCAAAUGCAAAGCCAUCGUUGCAAAAACUUUGGUUUGAAUUUCAGAGAAUUCGAGAACGAGACACAUCUGAGGACUAUUUUGUGGUUAUUUGUGGAGUCUUAAAAAGGGAUCUCGCCGGAGACGCAAUCAACGGUUGGCAAGAUAGUCCGGUGGAGAUGUCCGAAGCAGUGUUGGACAUCGAACGGCUGAUAUUCAAGGAUUUGGUUGGGGAAACUAUCCGAGAUCUUGCUGCAUUUGCUGGCAAAAGCACAGUGUCGGCGCCUUGUAGGAACCCCCACCCACCCCAUCCCAACCCUAUGCCCAUUGACAAGAAAGUGGCAGGACGAAGGUCAUCUUUGGCUGGAACUGGGGGAAGAAAGUGGCAGACUGAAGGUCAUCUUUGGCUUGAAAUGGGGCUAACUACAGUUGUCUUCAAACUAGACCACAUAACUAGCCAUUUUGGUAACCACGUUGGUGCAGGACCUACACUAUCAACUUCAAGAUUGCCAAGUUUUAGGGCCACCAUGUGA